Anolis carolinensis (green anole) is the source of this 4877-nucleotide messenger RNA. RefSeq names its product unconventional myosin-XV-like. Gene Ontology annotation, cellular component: actin cytoskeleton; vesicle; actin-based cell projection. The transcript has 7 exons. The record is from RefSeq and is a predicted model, not a curated record. Bases 681 to 4877 code for a protein of 1398 amino acids. NCBI's taxonomy places the organism in Eukaryota, Metazoa, Chordata, Lepidosauria, Squamata, Anolidae. Gene Ontology annotation, biological process: actin filament organization; vesicle transport along actin filament. Gene Ontology annotation, molecular function: actin filament binding; microfilament motor activity; ATP binding.
GAAGCUGGUGGCCAACACAAAGGCAAUGGAAAUAGUUUGAAAAGAUAGACGAGAAGGACUCCUUGGAGAAGAAUAGCAGACCAAUAGAAGUGGGAAAAGUCACCGAAUUGACUGAGAAGGUAGAUAAAAGGCAGAGUUGUGUUUUCUUGUCGUCGUGAAGCUGGUGGCCAACACAAAGGCAAUGGAAGUAGUUUGAAAAGAUAGACGAGAAGGACUCCUUGGAGAAGAAUAGCAGACCAAUAGAAGUGGGAAAAGUCACUGAAUUGACUGAGAAGGUAGAUAAAAGGCAGAGUUGUGUUUUCUUGUAGUCGUGAAGCUGGUGGCCAACUCAAAGGCAAUUGAAGUAGUUUGAAAAUAUAGACGAGAAGGACUCCUUGGAGAAGAAUAGCAGACCAAUAGAAGUGGGAAAAGUCACUGAAUUCACUGAGAAGGUAGAUAAAAGGCCGAGUUGUGUUUUCUUGUAGUCGUGAAGCUGGUGGCCAACACAAAGGCAAUUGAAGUAGUUGCAAAGAUGUCUCCAAGCUUGUCUGAUAUGUUGAAUUUCUGGUUUGGAAGGAACGGCACAAGGGUUUCGCCAUGAAAGCCAUCAUUACGGGAGGGAUCCGGCUUGCCAAGCUCUGAACGUUGCGGCCAAGUGACGGAGACGAAGCAAAUAAUGCGAUUCCUGCUCCACCAAGACAAUGGUUAAGAAGGGGAAGAAAGAGGUCCUCAGCGACUCGGAGGAGGUGUCGGAGGCCGAGGUGAGCAAAAGCAACGCGGAGGAGAGCGAGAUGGGCAGCAGCGAGUUGGUGGAGGAAGAGGAAGCGGAGAGCGAGGAAGACCCAAAGAGGAAGGGGAGGGACCGGAGAGGGGCGGCCAAAGCCGGGAAGAAGGGGGAAACCAAAGCAGAUCAGGCAAAAGCGGCGGCCGAAGAUGCCAAGAAGAAGAAAGGGGCCAAGAAGGACAAUGCCAAAGCCCAGCUGAAAGGGGCCACCAAGGCCAUGGCCAUGGCCAAGAAGGAGGUCGCGGCGAAGCCUGCGAAGAAGCGAAGCCUGAAGAGCACCUCCAAGAUGGUCAUGGGCUUCAAAGGGCCCGGGCAGAAGAAGACGCCCAAGACGUCCCAUUUCAAGAACGCCUCCCGCUUCUUCUGGGGCCUGAAGAAGCACAGCACCAAGCGGAAGAAGACCAAGAACAAGAACAAGGGGGUGAUGAAGUCCACCUCCAACCUCAUGAUGCGCUUCAAGGAGUUGGGGAAGAAGAAGAAGAAGAAGGACGAGCCGGCGGCCGCGGGGACCACAAAGCCCUCCUUCAUGCUGAUCCGGCUGGGCGGCCGGAAGACGGAAGAACAAGCGGGAGGGUUUUUCAGGACCAUCUUCCGGAAGAGAGGCAAACCCAAGGAGAAGUUCAAGGUCCGGGCCCAGAUCGUCAGCAAAGUGGCCUCCGCCACCAACUGGUUGGCCCGGAGGUUCAUGUCCAACCAAUGCACUUGCGCCCACAACUCAAGAGUGACCGACGAAUCCUGGUUGAAUAGGAUCGGGGCCAAGAAGCUCCCCUUCCCUUCUGGAGAUGAAGUUCUGAAGCACCGAGCGAAUAUGAGGAAGAUUCCUGGAAGAGACACUCUCUACGGCCAAACCCAGGAAGGACUUGGUUACUGGGACGAACUGGAUUCUGCCGCACCGGCAGACUUCCGAGAGGAGAGCAAUUAUGACCCACUGUCCUCUUCCCGCCGUAGUUACCUUGAAAGAAACGGGCCAUAUCGGGGCAGGACUGUUGUGGACGACCCGGUGGACUACUACGACCAAGACCAGUAUGACUACCACAAGUACAAGAACCAACAGCAGUAUGCCUCCUCGGCCAGUUAUUCGCCCUACGAACCCUACGACGGAUUCGGAAAUGUCUACGAAGAGGUCGGAGGGCCACAAGGGACCACUUAUGAAGAGACGGGUCCGGUGGAGUAUCCCAACGAGGAUGUCUACUCUCAGCACGAAGUCAGCUACAGUGAGCAGGAGUGGCCCUCUGAGACGCAGGCUUCCUACAACCCUUACGCUUAUCCAUUGGACGACAUUGCGGAGAUAGAUGAGACCGAAGGCAACGAGGGCGGCCUAGGUUACCGCUUCCCUUCUUCUCGCUCUUCUCUUCUCGGACAACAAGGUGGGUUAGACAAUUUGACAUCUCAGUUGCCUUUGAACAGAGGGUUCCGGCUUUUUCCGAGGCCGCAAGUGAAGCUGUUCGGCGUUGACAAACUUGACGUCGUCCUCCCACCUUCCCCGCACUUUCCCUUCAGUCCUUGGGAUCGCGAGGAAGAGGAGGAAGAGGAAGAAGUGGAGGAGGAGGAGGAGUCUGAGCCUUUGGUUUCUCCUUUUGCCCAGUUCGACAAUCAGAAUCUGGACCCACCUAGGUCAGCAGGGACUUUUUCGAAGAUGUUGCCUGGCUGUUUCGUCACCAAGCUGCAAAGGCCUCUCUAUAGAAACCCAACUGGGAGGAGUUUCGGCAGCGGAAUGGGUCCAAAGAACCCUGAUAUCUCCCCAAGGGAGUAUGGAAGCCCCCUUGGCCAGUUCCUACAGAAGUCCCUCUGCCAACCAAAGCCCAUCCUGAAGCACCGCAGGAGUGGAGGACCCACCAGGCCUCCCACGCCUCCUCCAAUGCAAAGAGGUCCGUCUUCACCGUUCAGCGAACGAUGGCUCGCGAGGCCUGCUUCUCCUCAACCACCGAUGAUGAGACACUUUGAAAUGCCGAUUUCGGAGCCUUCUCCGAAACCUGCAAGGCGGUACGGGGCUCUUCUGCCGUCUCACCCCUCGGUGCGGUUGCGAGACGCUCUUCACGAAGAACUGCACAACACGCUCCCGUUCCUGGGAUUGCCGUCCUCCAAGAAGGGCCACCAAGGCCUUGGCGCCUCGUUGUGGAAAUCCAACCCAAUAUCUGCCAUCAACAAAAGCUCCCCUCAACUUGCGCAGAGGCAGAACUCGUCCACGUCUCUGAGAUCGUUGGGCUCCAACAGGCGAAACCAACCCAUGAAGAAGAACCCAACGGGAGGUUCUACCAUCCAGUCGCCUCAAACGGUGGCACGCAACACACUCGCAAACAAACGCAACCCAUCGUCCUCGAGUUUAGCCUCAGUCCAGAGCCUAAAGACGGGUGUUCCUUUCAGCCGCUCGUUGUUCUACGCUCCUUAUAAGCCUGGCUCAGCUGAGUACGAGGACUUUCCACCUAGUGGGACCUCAGGAAGGGCCCCAAAUCCCUUUCGGCCGCCGAGAAAGAUGAACAAUUUCCCCGUUGAACCCAUGGGGAGGUUCCCGCAAGCUUGGAACAGACAGAACGAGCCCCCCACCAAAGUGGUGAAGCCAUUAAUGCGGGACCAGUACAUGAGGCAGUUUGUCCCACAAUCCCCCGUUUUGUCCGCCCGGGAAUCCCCUCGCAUGCCGAGCAGGCAAGGCAGCCGGAGGGUCACCAUCCGUGAAUCGCCGAUAGACCCGUCUCCAUACGCUCAGUCCUACGACGAGGCCGAAGGCUCAGCGGAGACGCCGUUCUGGCCGCAGGAACAAUGGGAUUACCCUCCCGUGAGUGGACUCAGAGGCAGACGGAACUCCUUGCCCAGGAGAGGAUCUUCGGCAAGUCUAAGGAGUGUUUCCAAUUUCCCUCAACAACCGCCGAGUCCGGCUCCGAGCGCCCGCAAGGCCUUCCUUCAACGGAUCGGCCAGCCUCUCGCCGGGAUGGUGCAAUCCGCUUCCUACAUGGAUCUGGAAGAUGUGGAUCCAUACCAGGCUCAGUUUCAUCACUCCCCUGGACCUUCUCCGGCACUUUCGAGGAGAUCGUUCCCCGAGGAGUCAUUUCCCGAAACAAUGGGCGAAGGGGACUACACUCCCAAGAUGAGCCGCAAAUACUCCUCUGAGAAUAUGUCCUACGGUGCUCCUGCGGGCAAUUUGGGCAGCCCGGCAUCCCAACGGAGAUACUCGUUCAAAGGGCCGCGAGGAGGUCCGUCCAUGGCGUAUUAUCCCCCGCCUUUCCAAGAUCAGUACGAGCCACCUCCAAGACCGGGUCCUGUCCAUUAUCUGGAUGAGUUUCUAGAACACGGAAUGGAGGACGGCUUGGGGAGGUAUGCGGUGGUGACCCCGCAGAUCCAUCGGAUGGGCUCGUCCUUCAGGAGGUCCUCCGGACGGCAAAGCCAACCCUGGAGUGACUACCACACGGUCCAUGUUCACGAGAUGCCCAACGAAUGGGCCUCGGGGAAGCUCUACCAGCGCCCUCCAACUCCAAGGGGAAGCUCCAAGCGGAAGGGUCCUCGCCGGGGCGGAAGCAGCCUCUUCUGGUACUUGACGCGGGGGUCGUCGGUGCACAAAAAAGACUACGGCGGAGUCGACAGUAACUGGCAGUGCAAGAUGCACUCGGUCCACAACUUGCAGUCUGGGGCCCAGCAAGGAGACGACGGCGUGGAAGACAUGACUCAGUUGGAGGAACUCAAAGAAAGCAUCGUGCUCCAGAACCUCAAGAAGAGAUUUGACAAGGGACUUAUUUACACCUACAUCGGCAGCAUCUUAGUCUCGAUGAACCCUUACAAAAUGUACAACAUUUACGGGACGGACCAGGUGCUCCAAUACGAAGGCAAAGCUCUCGGGGAAAACCCGCCCCACCUUUUCGCCAUCACCAGUAUCGCCUACAGCAAGCUGAGAGAUGCCAAAUUCAACCAGUGUAUUAUUAUAAGCGGUGAGAGUGGCUCUGGGAAAACAGAAGCCACCAAGCUGAUCCUUCGCUACCUGGCAGCGAUUAACCAGAAACACACAGCAACACAACAGAUCCUCGAAGCCACUCCUUUGCUGGAAUCCUUCGGCAAUGCCAAGACGGUGCGCAACGACAACUCCAGCCGGUUUGGGAAAUUUGUGGAAAUCUUUUUGGAGGAGUAA